AUGAAUAGAGAUCCAAUUCAAAGGUUUCUAACAACAGUGCAGUGCGGCAUUGUGUGUCGUAUGUUCGACGACGUCAUUGUUAACAAUUGCAGAGCCAUGUUCUCUGUUACGCCGGCUGGCUGGUUGGUUGGCUACUUCAUUGCCAUUGCCUUACUGGUCGCUGCCGCUCAAGCCAUUCCAAUUGAAUUGGGACAUUAUGGCCAUGGACCACUGCUACAUGCUGCUCCUGUGAUUGCUCAUGCACCUAUUGCUGUACAUGCACCCGAACCAGUGGCCUAUCCUAAAUAUUCAUUCAAUUAUGGCAUCAAAGACCCCCACACCGGUGAUAUUAAAUCACAAACUGAAGAACGUGAUGGUGACGCUGUCAAGGGUCAAUAUUCCUUGGUUGAACCCGAUGGUUCUGUACGUACCGUAGACUACACUGCCGAUGAUCAUAACGGUUUCAAUGCUGUAGUCCACAAGACCGCACCCAAGGUUAUUGCUGCUCCCGUUCAUGCUAUCCAUGCCGCUCCCGUCUAUGCCCAUGCUCCAGCACCAUUGUUGCAUCAUUAUUAAAGACAAAAAA
Messenger RNA from Musca vetustissima, 565 nucleotides. Its product is annotated as cuticle protein 8-like. Gene Ontology annotation, cellular component: extracellular matrix. NCBI's taxonomy places the organism in Eukaryota, Metazoa, Arthropoda, Insecta, Diptera, Muscidae. The record is from RefSeq and is a predicted model, not a curated record. The transcript has 3 exons. The coding region runs from base 1 to 555 and encodes 184 amino acids.